Messenger RNA from Sparassis crispa, 1071 nucleotides. RefSeq lists its product with no specific name. Gene Ontology annotation, biological process: amino acid metabolic process. The coding region runs from base 1 to 1071 and encodes 356 amino acids. Gene Ontology annotation, molecular function: carboxy-lyase activity; pyridoxal phosphate binding. Lineage: Eukaryota; Fungi; Basidiomycota; Agaricomycetes; Polyporales; Sparassidaceae. The transcript is spliced from 7 exons. The record is from RefSeq and is a predicted model, not a curated record.
AUGACGAUGAUGGAUUGGUGCGCGAAAGUCCUCGGAUUGAGCGACGAAUUCCUCAACAGUUCACAAACUGGAGGCGGUGUUAUUCAGACAUCAUCCUCCGAUGCCCUCUUGGUAAUCACGGUUGCAGCGCGUGCACGCUAUUUGCGUGAGCAUCCGGGUACGAAGCUGGAGGACCUCGUCAUGUACGUGUCCUCGCAGACCCACUCCAUGGGCGUCAAGACGGGGCUCGUAUUCGGCCUUGCGUGCCGCGUACUGGAAGUCUCUGCGGACGAUGAGUAUGGUCUACGUGGAGCGGUGGUGAAGAAGGCCUUGGAGGAGGACCUCGCCAACGGCAAGCAUCCUUUCCUCGUAGUUGGGUCUGUCGGGACAACUUCGUCCGGUGCAAUCGACCGCGUGGGCGAGAUCGGUGAAACCUUGCGAGAAUACCCGUCUAUCUGGUUCCACGUAGACGCUGCGUGGGCCGGCGUGGCACUUUCUUGCCCCGAAAAUCGGGAGAUCGCCCAGCUCGCGAGCAUCAACAAAGAGGAUUUGACAGAGGCGCUGGAGGUGACUCCACCUUUUUUGCGGACCAAACAGGGCGAUGCGCGAGCCGUCGUUGAUUAUCGCAACUGGAACCUGGGACUCGGAAGACGAUUCCGCUCGCUGAAGGUCUGGUUCGUGCUGAGGAGCUACGGCGUGGAGGGGUUCCAGAAGCACAUCCGUAAGGGCAUCGCGCUGAAUAACCACUUCGUUUCGCUCGUAUCCGCGUCCCCGCUCUUCUCGCUUGUUGCCCCGCCAUCAUUUGCGCUCACCGUAUUCCGGCUGACGCCGCAGACCGUGCUGCCCGUAUCUACGGCCCCGCUCACGGAAUCGCUAUUAAAUGACGUAAACCGCGCGCUCUACGUGCGCAUCACGGCGCGGCCGGAGAUCCUGCUGACGCAGACGGUGCUUAACGGCACGGUCUGUUUGCGCUUUGCGGUCGGCGCAACACGGACAGAGACAGAGCAUGUCGAAAUGGCAUGGCAGCUGAUCCAGGAGGAAGCAGGGGUGGUCGUCGAGGAGUUGAAACAAAGAUUGGCUAGCAGUGGUUAG